Molecule: messenger RNA, 841 nt
Organism: Lucilia cuprina (Australian sheep blowfly)
Lineage: Eukaryota; Metazoa; Arthropoda; Insecta; Diptera; Calliphoridae
Product: elongation of very long chain fatty acids protein 4-like
Exons: 5
Coding region: 105-785 (226 amino acids)
Biological process (GO): very long-chain fatty acid biosynthetic process; fatty acid elongation, polyunsaturated fatty acid; fatty acid elongation, monounsaturated fatty acid
Cellular component (GO): endoplasmic reticulum membrane
Molecular function (GO): fatty acid elongase activity
Source: RefSeq, a predicted model, not a curated record
UAUGGCCAUUUGUGUACGAACAUUUGUCCGAUCCUCGUACCCAGCAGUGGCUGUUAGUGUCAUCCAUUAAACCCAUCUUGGCAUGGGUAUCUUUGUAUCUUGUCAUGGCAUUUUAUUUGCCAAACUUUGUUAAACGUUACAAACCUCUAAAACUACAAUUUGUACUUAUUGUCUAUAAUUUAACGAUGGCCUUUAUAAAUUUUCACAUUUUCAAAGAACUUGUCAUAAAUGCCUGGCAUUUAAACUAUAAUUACUGGUGUCAACCUUGUCGGGUUAUUUACACAAAACAUGAAAUCAAAUUGGCCUCUGCUGUUUGGUGGUUCUUUAUCUCAAAACUUUUAGAAUUUUCCGAUACUUUAUUUUUCAUUUUACGUCACAAAUGGGAUCAAUUGACACCUUUACACAUAUAUCAUCAUAGUACCAUGUUUCCUUUGUGGUGGAUUGCUAUCAAAUGGGUGCCUACGGGUUCUUCAUUUUUUCCCGCUUUAAUAAACUCCCUUAUUCAUGUUGUUAUGUACACUUAUUAUGGUUUAAGUGCUUGUGGUCCAGUAAUACAAAAAUAUUUAUGGUGGAAAAAAUAUUUAACCGCCAUACAGUUGCUACAAUUUACCACCGGCUUGCUGUGGGCUAUACAGGCUAUUGCCAGUCAAUGUGAUUUUCCAUUAUGGAUCAACUGUGCCACCAUUAUCUAUAUGAUUACAUUUUUAAUACUUUUCGGACGUUUUUAUCGACGUAAAUAUUCCGGUUUGGCGGUGACAAAAGAAAAAUGCAUAAAAUCAAUGUAAAAUGUAAUUAAGUUAUAGAAAAUUUAGAUUUUUUAAGUAAUAAAUAAACAAAAAAU